This is a messenger RNA of Exserohilum turcica Et28A, 1122 nucleotides long. RefSeq lists its product as uncharacterized. Lineage: Eukaryota; Fungi; Ascomycota; Dothideomycetes; Pleosporales; Pleosporaceae. The coding region runs from base 47 to 895 and encodes 282 amino acids. The transcript is spliced from 2 exons. The record is from RefSeq and is a predicted model, not a curated record.
CGCAUAUUAUCUCGCAAAACCCCUCUCGACCCGAGGCUCACCCAAAAUGGCGCCCUUGACGCUCGACGAGAUGCCCACGCUGUCGCUGCUCUACAAGCUCAACAAGAUAGUGCCUGAGAAGAAGCAGUUUGACGUGCCACCCUCUGUCACGCUCAACGACAAGAUCAGCAUCAUUCGCCAAGACAUCACGACGCUCGCAGUCGAUGCUAUUGUCAACGCUGCGAACACGUCUCUUUUGGGUGGUGGUGGAGUGGAUGGAGCGAUACACCGGGGUGCUGGGCCGAAACUGUUGGAGGAAUGCGAGACGCUCGACGGAUGUGAAACGGGCAACGCAAAGAUUACAGACGCAUACGAGCUGCCAAGUAAGAAGGUCAUUCAUGCCGUCGGCCCCAUAUACUGGAAGGAGAAAUCGCACUCAGGAGAGUUGCUCUCAGGCUGCUACAGAAAGAGUCUUCAGUUGGCUGCCGAAAACGGCUGCAAGAGCAUUGCCUUCGCCGCCAUUAGCACUGGCGUUUAUGGGUACCCUAGUCACGAAGCCUGCGCAGUUGCGCUCAAGACUGUGCGCGAGUUUUUGGUCGAUGCAGACAACGCAGACAAGCUCGACCGCGUCAUUUUCUGCAACUUCCUUCAAAAGGACGAAGAUGCGUACUUCCAGCAGGUUGCCGACUACUUCCCGCCUGUGUCCGAGUCAGCGUCAGAAGCCCAAGCAGAGCAGGCUACUGAACCUUCUGAACUUGUCUCGAAGCUACCAGAUGCACCGACUUCGGAGCCCAAAGACUCUGCGGCCAUUUCUCCGCCGUCGCCCCAGCAACCAAAAGUUGAUGAUACGGAAGACGAUUUCGUGGUAGUGAGUAAGGACGACAUCAAGGAAGAUGUUUCCAAGCCGGAGUUGUAGAUCAGUCGACUACCCAGCCUUGACGGGUAUUCCCUGGUUUUCUAUUACCCAACAUCGCGGCCAUGAGCAAUAAAUUGUUGCUGUAAUGGGCGUUUUUUGUUUUGGCGCACGAGGCAUAUACCCUGGACAUGAAUGAUCAAAUAGUAACCUGUUUACGGAUUGACGCCUCACUUAGGCUUGUUUUGUUCAUUCCUGGUCCUUGUAUUACAUAGCAAUUAAGAUUUGAC